Messenger RNA from Condylostylus longicornis, 821 nucleotides. Its product is annotated as transmembrane protein 17A-like. Bases 248 to 751 code for a protein of 167 amino acids. The transcript is spliced from 4 exons. Gene Ontology annotation, biological process: non-motile cilium assembly. Gene Ontology annotation, cellular component: ciliary transition zone. Lineage: Eukaryota; Metazoa; Arthropoda; Insecta; Diptera; Dolichopodidae. The record is from RefSeq and is a predicted model, not a curated record.
UAUAUUUCGAAAAAAAUUAUAUUUCGGUUAGUAAAAGUGGGAGUGUUUUGACAAAAAUAAAUAAAUAUAGUGUUCAUAUAGUCGAAAUUAACUUGUAAUUUAAUAGCUAUUUCUGUGCGAAUAGUAUUCAACAUUACCAUGAUAUGAAUAAGGAGUUUUUUUUUAAACCUAAGUUUGUUAUCCGAAAUUCAUUUAUGUAUACAUACAUACAUACAUAAUUACUAAGAACACAUUAGAAAUAAUAAUAAUGAAUAAGAAUAACAGUAAAAGAAAUAUUGAUAAUCUCAACGAGAGUCAAUAUAAGGCCAGCUUACUUUUACAGAUGUUGCUGUACUGUAAUGUUUAUAUUUCUGGCACAUGGGUAAUGUGGUAUGGAUACUACCUGUUUUACAAUGCAGAAGAUUUUGCAAAAGUCCAAAAACUAUUAACAAUUUCUGGGUUUAUAAUAUCAGUGCCUGCAGAAGGUCUUCGAUUAUAUUUAGGAUAUUCAGGAAAUUUAUCAGGCAAGGUAUCAGACUUAGCUGGAUUUUGGAUAAUAUCAGGAUUAAUUCAAUUACCUAUACAUUUAUAUUUAUCAUUUACUACAGAAGGCCCAAUUAUAUUACGUGUUGCAACAUAUAUAAUAUUGAUGUUUUUAAUUUGUGAAACACCAGUUGGAUUCAUCGUGUCAAGGAAGUUGUCUAUUUAUCAAGCUCAAUUAUAUCAUAUGAAAUUGCUACAUUCAAAAACAAAUGCAAAUAAAAACCAAUAAUAUGUAUAUACGAAAGUAUUAAUACUUGGUAAUUAAAUUAUAAGACCUUUUAAGUUUACGAACUAAUAUA